AUGGCUUCAUCGCAAGCACCUAUCGCCAUCAUCGGCGCCGGUCCAGCUGGACUCACUCUUGCACGACUGCUUGAGCUCGCCAAUAUUCCAUACAUGAUUUUUGAGCGAGCUGAGUCUGCCUUAUGGGCCGACGAGCAUUCUAGCAGUGGCACUCUGGACAUUCACAAAGGCUCAGGACAGGCUGCUUUAGAAGAAGCUGGCUUGAUGGAAGAUUUCCAAAGAAUCGCUCGCUGGGGCGUGCCAGUGAAAUUCGUCGAUUCUCAAGGCGAAAUUGUGUUUGCUACCGUCUCCGGAGACAGCAAUGAAGACAAGCCAGAAAUUGAUCGAAAAGAUUUGCAAAAACUUCUUCUCGACUCUAUUAAGGCGAGCACAAUUCGAUGGGGGUGCAAGAUCGAGCGUGUGCAGAAAGAGAGCGAUGGAGCACAUUCAAUUUGUUAUGCAAAUGGCGGUGUUGAGUCUGGGUUUCGCCUCAUUGUAGGCGCAGAUGGUGCUUGGUCUAAAGUUAGGAAACUGCUCACACCUGCUGAGCCUCAAUAUCUCGGUACUCACUUUUUCACCACAUUCCUCAAGCCAGACAAUCCAUACUAUUCCUCAUUGACCUCGAUGGUCGGCAAUGGAAACUACCUAGCCCUCAGAAAAGGAAGGCAGUUCUUUCUACACUAUCUGGGCGAUGGCUCCUACCAUCUCGCAGUGGGAAUGAAACUCCCUGAAAAUUGGAACCCAGAUCCCACGAGACUUCACGACCCAGCGGCUUUGUGGCAGUCAUUGUUGCAGUAUGAAUAUGCCGAAUGGUCUCCAGAAAUCAAGGCAUUGAUCCAGUCUGCCACCCAUGGCUAUCGAUCUUGGCCAUUGUAUUCUAUCCCAAGAACAUCGGUGCCGUGGGAACACGUUCCUGGCGUGACAUUGCUUGGAGACGCUGCACACUUAACCGGACCGGGCGGAGAUGGUGUCAAUAGUGCCUUGCACGACAGCGUCGAAUUGGCUAGACAGAUCAUCAAGCACGGAAUCGAUGACCUGGACUCUGCAGUUGUAGAGUACGAGCAAGCGAUGUUCCCCCGGGCACUUGAGGCGAUCAACAAGGGUCAAUGGGCUGCGGAGCAUUUAUUUAAUGCCGAGUCAUCUCAAAGCUUUCUUCAGGCUGCUAUGCAACAGUGA
Messenger RNA from Talaromyces amestolkiae, 1155 nucleotides. RefSeq lists its product as uncharacterized. Gene Ontology annotation, molecular function: FAD binding. NCBI's taxonomy places the organism in Eukaryota, Fungi, Ascomycota, Eurotiomycetes, Eurotiales, Trichocomaceae. The transcript is spliced from 3 exons. The record is from RefSeq and is a predicted model, not a curated record. Bases 1 to 1155 code for a protein of 384 amino acids.